Messenger RNA from Equus caballus (horse), 12066 nucleotides. Lineage: Eukaryota; Metazoa; Chordata; Mammalia; Perissodactyla; Equidae. The record is from RefSeq and is a predicted model, not a curated record.
AGGGGAGCCAGCACCUCGCCCCACUCCCUCCUCACCUCCCGCCCACCAUGCCAGCCCCCGGGAUGGGUGCCCCCAGAGGGUGCCGGGCGCUGGCGUGGGCCCUGGCGGCCCUGCUCUUGGUGCAGAAGGCAGAGACCCAGGGCGGCGAGGAACUGAGCUGGGCAGGUGCAGAGGCUGCCAUGGAUGGUCAGAGGGAGGCCUUUGCCCAGCAGAUGAUCUUCAUCCCACCCGUCACUGUCUUUCCCACCAUGAGCCCUGUGAACCCAGCGCACAAUGGGCGGGUGUGCAGCACCUGGGGCGACUUCCACUACAAGACCUUCGACGGCUAUGUCUUCCGCUUCCCCGGCCUCUGCAACUACGUCUUCUCCGCACACUGCGGGGCGGCCUACGAGGACUUCAACAUCCAGCUGCGCCGUGGCCUGGCCGGCUCCAAGCCCACCAUCACCCAUGUUGUCCUCAAGACCCAGGGGCUGGUCCUGGAGAUCUCCAACGGCUCCAUCCUCAUCAAUGGGCAACAGGAGGAGCUGCCCUACAGCCGUGCUGGCCUCCUGGUGGAGCAGAGCAGCGUCUACGUCAAAGUCAACGUCCGGCUGGUGCUGACCUUCAUGUGGAAUGGGGAGGACAGUGCCCUGCUGGAGCUGGACCCCAAGUAUGCCAACCAGACGUGCGGCCUAUGUGGGGACUUCAACGGGCUGCCGGCCAUCAAUGAGUUCUACGCCCACAACACCAGGCUGACCCCUCUACAGUUCGGGAACCUGCAGAAGCUGGACGGGCCCACGGAGCAGUGCCAGGACCCCCUGCCCUCCCCAGCCGACAACUGCACAGACGAGGAGGGCAUCUGCCGCCGCACCCUGCUGGGCCUGGCCUUUGCCCAGUGCCAUGGGCUGGUGGACGCCGACGUGUAUGUGGCUGCGUGCACCCAGGACCUGUGCCGCUGCCCUACCUGCCCAUGUGCCACCUUCGCUGAGUACUCCCGCCAGUGUACCCAUGCAGGGGGCCAGCCACAGAACUGGAGGGGCCCUGACCUCUGCCCCCGGACGUGCCCUCUCAACCUGCAGCACCAGGAGUGCGGCUCACCCUGCACGGACACCUGCUCCAACCCUGACCACUCCCAGCUCUGUGAGGACCACUGCGUCGACGGCUGCUUCUGCCCCCCAGGCACGGUGCUGGACGACGUCAGCCACGCGGGCUGCCUGCCCCUGGAGCAGUGCUCCUGCACCCACAGUGGCCGCACCUACGCCCCGGGGGCCUCCUUCACCACAAGCUGCAGCUCCUGCACCUGCUCCAGUGGGAUGUGGCAGUGCCAGGACCUCCCGUGCCCAGGCACCUGCUCCGUCCAGGGCGGCUCUCACAUUUCCACCUACGAUGAGAAACUCUACAACGUGCACGGAGACUGCAGCUACAUCCUGUCCAAGACAUGUGCAGACAGCGGCUUCACCGUGCUGGCCGAGCUGCGGCAAUGCGGCCUGACAGACAACGAGAACUGCCUCAAGACGGUGACGCUCAAGAUGACCAGUGGUGGGGACACGGUCAUCCAGAUCCAGGCCAAUGGCGGGGUGUUCAUGAACUCCAUCUACACCCAGCUGCCCGUGUCAGCAGCCAACAUCACCAUCUUCAGGCCCUCAUCCUUCUUCAUCCUGGUGCAGACGGGCCUCGGGCUGCAGCUGCAGGUGCAGCUGGUGCCCCUCAUGCAGGUGUACCUCAGGCUGGACCCCUCCUACCGAGGCCAGAUGUGCGGCCUGUGUGGGAACUUCAACCAGAACCAGGCCGACGAUUUCCGGAUCCUUGGAGGCGUGGUGGAGGGCACGGCCGCCGCCUUCGCCAACACCUGGAAGACCCAGGCCGCCUGCCCCAACGUCAAGAACAGCUUCGAGGACCCCUGCUCCCUCAGCGUGGAGAAUGAGAACUUUGCCCAGCACUGGUGCUCGCUGCUGACUGACCCUACUGGUGCCUUCUCGCCUUGCCACUCCAUCGUCAACCCUGCUCCCUUCCACUCAAACUGCCUGUUCGACACGUGCAACUGUGAGAAGAGCGAGGCCUGCAUGUGUGCAGCUCUGUCCUCCUAUGUGUGGGCCUGUGCCGCCAAGGGCGUGCUGCUCCACGGCUGGAGGGACGGCGUCUGCACCAAGUAUAUGAGCAGCUGCCCAAAGUCCCAGAACUACACCUAUGUGGUAGACAGCUGCCAGCCCACCUGCCGCAGCCUGAGCCAGGCUGACGUCACUUGCGGCAUCGCUUUCGUGCCCGUGGAUGGCUGCACCUGCCCCUCAGGCACCUUCCUGGAUGACACCAGCACCUGUGUGCCCGCUGAGGCCUGUCCCUGCUACUUCCGUGGCUCCGUGGUGGCUCCAGGAGAGGUCGUGCAUGACGACGGUGUGGUGUGCUCGUGUGUGAGUGGGAAGCUGAGCUGCCUGGGAGCAGAGGAGCAGAGGAGCACAGGGUGCGUGGCCCCCAUGCUGUACCUGGACUGCACAAAUGCCUCGGCGGGCACGCCGGGGGCCGAGUGCCUCAGGAGCUGCCAUGUGCUCGACGUGGACUGCUUCAGCACCCACUGCGUGUCCGGCUGCGUCUGCCCCCCGGGACUGGUGUCGGACGGGAGCGGGGGAUGCGUGGCCGAGGAGGACUGCCCCUGUCUGCACAACGAGGCCACCUACAAGCCCGGGGAGACCAUCAGGGUGGACUGUAACACCUGCACGUGCCGGAACCGCAGGUGGGAGUGCAGCCACCAGCCCUGCCUGGGCACCUGCGUGGCCUAUGGGGACGGCCACUUCAUCACCUUCGACGGCGAGCGCUACAGCUUUGAAGGGAGCUGCGAGUACACCCUGGUCCAGGACCACUGUGGGGGCAAUGGCACAGCCAACGGGACUUUCCGCAUCGUCACCGAGAACGUCCCCUGUGGGACCACAGGCGUCACCUGCUCCAAGACCAUCAAGCUCUUCCUGGAGAACUAUGAGCUGAUCCUCCACGAGGGCACCUACAAGGUGGUGCAAAGGGGGCCAGGCAGAGACCUGCCCUACAGGAUCCGGUACAUGGGCAUCUACCUAACCAUCGAGACCCGCAGUGGCAUGGUCGUGUCCUGGGACAGGAAGACCAGCGUGUUCAUCCGGCUGCGCCAGGAUUACAAGGGGAGGGUCUGCGGGCUGUGUGGGAACUUCGACGACAACGCCAUCAAUGACUUCACCACGCGGAGCCAGUCCGUGGUGGGCAACGCGCUGGAGUUCGGCAAUAGCUGGAAGUUCUCCCCGUCCUGCCCGGAUGCCCCAGCCCCCAAGGACCCCUGCACCGCCAACCCGUACCGAAAGUCCUGGGCCCAGAAGCAGUGCAGCAUCAUCAACAGCGCCACCUUCGCCACCUGCCGUUCUCAGGUCGACUCCACCAAGUACUACGAGGCCUGCGUGAGCGACGCGUGCGCCUGCAACUCGGGGGGCGACUGCGAGUGCUUCUGCACGGCCGUGGCCGCCUACGCCCAGGCCUGUCGCGACGUGGGCGUGUGCGUGUCCUGGCGGUCCCCGGACGUCUGCCCCCUCUUCUGCGACUACUACAACCCACACGGGGAGUGCGAGUGGCACUACGAGCCAUGCGGGGCGCCCUGCCUGAGGACCUGCAGGAACCCCAGCGGGCACUGCCUGGUGGACCUGCCCGGCCUGGAAGGCUGCUACCCGCGGUGCCCGCCCGGCAGACCCUUCUUCAGUGAGGACGAAAUGGAGUGCGUGGCCCAGUGCGGCUGCUAUGACGAGGACGGCAACUACCACGAGGUCGGCGCCAGGGUCCCCGCGGCUGAGAACUGCCAGAGCUGUGAAUGCACCCCUAAUGGCAUCCAGUGCAUACAUAGCCUCGAGGCCUGCAGGUGCAUCUAUGAGGGCAAGACCUAUGGCUAUGAGGAGGUCAUCUACAACACGACCGAUGGGCUGGGUGCCUGCCUGCUCGCCAUCUGUGGAAACAAUGGAACCAUCAUCCGGAGCGUCGUGGAAUGUCCCGGAACUCUGUCCACGACACCCUUCACCUUCACCACCACCGCGGCCCCUCCCUCCACGACAGGCUCAGCCCCCACUCUCUCCACUGUGUGUGUGCAAAAGCAGUGCCGCUGGUCCGACUGGUAUGACAGCGGCCGUCCAGAGCCGGACAUGGGAGGGGGAGACUUCGAGACGUUUGCAAACCUGAAGCAGAGGGGCCACCAGGUCUGCCCGGCCCCCGUGGAGAUUGAGUGCCGGGCGCAGCGGCUCCCCAACACGCCCCUGCAGGAGCUGGGCCAGAAGGUGGAGUGUGACCUGGCUCGGGGGCUCACGUGCCUCAACAGCGAGCAGAGUCCCCCGCUCUGCCACAACUACGAGUUGCGGGUCCUCUGCUGUGACUAUGUGCCUUGUGGUACCUCCCCGGCCCCGGGCACCAGCUCUGGGCCCUCCCCCAGCGUCACUGCCCAGGUGUCAACCCUCAAGUCCCUGCCCACCUCCACCUGGACCACGCCAACGAGAGAAACCCCCCUCCAGUCGACAGUGGCCUCCACCUCGCAGACCCGCCCUACCGUGCCUGCCACCACUGCCCAGACAGGCAGCAGCUCCUCGACCCUGGCUGCCACCACCUGUCAGCCCAAAUGUCAGUGGACAGAGUGGUUCGAUGAGGAUUACCCCACAUCUGAGAAGGCUGGGGGGGACAUCGAGUCGUACGACAAGAUCAGGAGUGCGGGAGGGGCCGUGUGUGAGCAGCCGCAGGACAUAGAGUGUGAGGCCGAGAACUUCCCCACAGUGAGACCAGAGGAGCUGGGCCAGCGAGUGCACUGCCACCCCAGCUUCGGCCUGGUCUGCAGGAACCAAGAGCAGCCGGGCCUGUUCAAGAUGUGCUACAACUACAGGAUCCGAGUGCUGUGCUGCAGCAACAGCCACUGCAGGGGACCUGCCUCUGCCACCACCACCGCCACCACUGCCGCCACUGCCACCACCACCACUGCCACCAUUGCCACCAGCACCACCACUGCCACCAACACCAGCACCAAGGCCACUACUGCCACCACUGCCAUCACCACCACGGCCACGGCCACCACUGCCACUGCCACCUCCAUUGCCACCAGUGCCACUGCCUCCACCACCAGGAUUGCCACCACCGCCUCUACUACCACCAUCACUCCUGCCAGCACAAGCACCACUGCCAUGGCCUCCACUGGCACUGCCACCACUGUGCCACCAGCCACAGAGCCAGGGACAUGGCUAGGGAGUAGCCCAGAGGUGACUACAGCAGUGCCUUUCCUCUCGACAGGAUCAACAUCCCGAGCAACAUCCUCCAACCCCAGCCACACAGACACACUCUUGACGUCUGCCACCAGCAGCCCCAGGUCUCCUCCAGGCUCCACAAAGCCCACCACCCCAGGGGGAGCCACGUCAGUCCUUCCAACUCGCACAACCCUGCAGGGGACCACAGAGGGCACCUCACAGGGAUCUACCUCCAGGCCUCGCCUGCCUACAGAAGCACCAACCAGCACAACCCGCACCGUUUCAACCAGCCCGCCAUCCACCUCACACACCAGGACAAGCACAUUGAGAACAGAGACGCCGAAAGUAACCCUGGUGCCAACAGCCGUGACUGAGACCACCACCAGCCAGGGCACAACCAGCUGUCAGCCCAAGUGCGAGUGGACAGAGUGGUUUGACGUGGACUUCCCCACCUCGGGGGUCACGGGCGGAGACAUGGAGACCUAUGAAAACAUCAGGGCUGCAGGGGGUAGGAUGUGUGCGGAGCCGCAGAAGAUAGAGUGCCGGGCCGAGAACUACCCCGAGGUGAGCCUGGACCAGAUCGGGCAGGUGCUCAGCUGCAGCCUGGAGGCCGGGCUGGUGUGCAGGAACGAGGACCAGCAGGGACGCUUCAACAUGUGCUUCAACUACAACAUCCGCGUGCUCUGCUGUGACGACCGCAGCCACUGCCCCAGCACCGCCGCCCCCAGCCCCAGCAGCACCGCUACGGGGUUCCCGACAUCUGAGGGGCCAGGACGCUCAACGUCGGCCACCACCCAGACGCGACUGCCCUCUCCAACGACCCAGCGCACAACCGCCAGGCAGGCUUCCUCCACAGCCCACCUGCAGACCUCCCACAUAGGGACCACCACCGGGUCCCCUCCCAUCAGGCCCACUUCUGCGACCACGCUCCUCUCCAGCCCCUCACAGCCCGGCUCCGUGACGUCCACCCCGACUGUGUCCUCCACCGAGGCCUGCAAGUGCGCAUGGACACGCUGGUUUGACGAGGACUACCCCACACCCGGCCAUGCAGGGGGGGACUUUGAGACCUACGCCAACAUCCGGGCGGCCGGCGAGGACAUCUGCGAGCAGCCCUUGCACCUGGAGUGUCGGGCUGAGAUGUGGCCUGACGUCCCCGUGCAGGAGCUGGGCCAGGUGGUCCAGUGCGACGUGAGCGUCGGGCUGGUGUGCCGCAACCGUGACCAGAGCGGCCCCAUCAAGCUGUGCCUCAACUACCACAUCCGCGUGUUCUGCUGCGACUACAGCCACUGCCCUGGCACCCCGGCCACCACCACAGCGACUCCUCCAGCGACCAGUCCGGGACUGACCUCACUAACGGCCACCGGCACCACGGCCCGACCCCCGACCACCCCCAGCCCCACGAGCCCCAACACACACCCCACCACAGCGACCUCUGGGUGCCAGCCUGCCUGCCACUGGACUGAAUGGCUGGACAGUGACUGGCCCAAGCCUGGCCCCUAUGGGGGUGACAGUGAGACCUACCACCACAUCUUGCGCGCCGGAGGCCAGCUCUGCUCUGAGCCGGUGGCCAUCGAGUGCCAGGCCGUCCUCUUUCCAGAAGUGCCCUUCAGGCAGCUGGGCCAGGUGGUGAAGUGUGACGUGGAUUACGGGCUCAUCUGCAGAAAUAAGUGGCAGAGUGGGGGCGAGACUUGCCUCAACUACCACAUCCGCGUGCGCUGCUGUGACGACUACAGCCACUGCGCCAGCUCGGCCGUCCCUGCAACCACCACACUGUCCCCCAGACGCUCCACGACCAGCGCCAAGCACGGGGCAGGCAGUCAUCUGGAGUGUCAAGAGUCUGGAGCACAGCCACGACCCAGGUGUACCUCUCCUCUCCAGGGACCACCGAGAACAACUUUCACCUCCCUCAGGACCACCGAGGUAACUGUCCCCACCAGUGAGACAGGUCCCUCCUCCCGCACGACAACUCAUAGUGUCCCCACGACUCAGACACCUUUCACCUCCCUCAGGACCACCGAGGUAACUGUCCCCACCAGUGAGACAGGUCCCUCCUCCCGCACGACAACUCAUAGUGUCCCCACCACUCAGGCACCAUUCACCUCCCUCAGGACCACUAAGCAGGUCACUGUCCCCACCACCAAGACCGGUCUCUCCUCCUCAACGCCCACUGAGCUGACCAUCUCCACCACCGAGACAGGUCCCUCCUCCUCUGCGCCUACUCCUAGUGUCCUCACCACUCAGACACCUUUCACCUCCCUCUGGACCACUGAGAAGGUCACUGUCCCCACCAGCCCGACAAGUCUCAUGUCUCCCGUGACCACUGAGAUCACUGUGCCCCCCACUGAGACACAUCCCUCCUCUCCUGCGACCAUGCAGAGGCUCUCUAUCCCCACCACUGAGAUAGUACCCUCCUCCCCAAGGACCACCCAGAGGGUGUCUAUCUCUAGUCCCUCUGCCUCCCCUGGGACCCUGCCUACCACCACACGGCCAGCCCCACCCAGCGCCCCCCCAACCGCCCGCAUAAUAACCACUCCCUGGUCCCCUCCCAGUGGACCCACUUCUGCGACCACGCUGCUCUCCAGCCCCUCACAGCCCAGCUCCAUGACGCACACCCCGACCGCAUCCUCCACUGAGGUCUGCAAGCCACAGUGCGCAUGGACACGCUGGUUUGACGAGGACUACCCCACACCCGGCCAUGCAGGGGGGGACUUUGAGACCUACGCCAACAUCCGGGCGGCCGGCGAGGACAUCUGCGAGCAGCCCUUGCACCUGGAGUGUCGGGCUGAGAUGUGGCCUGACGUCCCCGUGCAGGAGCUGGGCCAGGUGGUCCAGUGCGACGUGAGCGUCGGGCUGGUGUGCCGCAACCGUGACCAGAGCGGCCCCAUCAAGCUGUGCCUCAACUACCACAUCCGCGUGUUCUGCUGCGACUACAGCCACUGCCCUGGCACCCCGGCCACCACCACAGCGACUCCUCCAGCGACCAGUCCGGGACUGACCUCACUAACGGCCACCGGCACCACGGCCCGACCCCCGACCACCCCCAGCCCCACGAGCCCCAACACACACCCCACCACAGCGACCUCUGGGUGCCAGCCUGCCUGCCACUGGACUGAAUGGCUGGACAGUGACUGGCCCAAGCCUGGCCCCUAUGGGGGUGACAGUGAGACCUACCACCACAUCUUGCGCGCCGGAGGCCAGCUCUGCUCUGAGCCGGUGGCCAUCGAGUGCCAGGCCGUCCUCUUUCCAGAAGUGCCCUUCAGGCAGCUGGGCCAGGUGGUGAAGUGUGACGUGGAUUACGGGCUCAUCUGCAGAAAUAAGUGGCAGAGUGGGGGCGAGACUUGCCUCAACUACCACAUCCGCGUGCGCUGCUGUGACGACUACAGCCACUGCGCCAGCUCGGCCGUCCCUGCAACCACCACACUGUCCCCCAGACCCUCCACGACCAGCGCCAGCACGGGCAGACAGUCAUCUGGAGUGUCAAGAGUCUGGAGCACAGCCACGACCCAGGUGUACCUCUCCUCUCCAGGGACCAGCGAGAGGGUCUCCAUCCCCCCCACUGAAACUGGUCCCUCCUCUCCCAGGACCAGCGAGAGGCUCUCCAUCCACACCAGCCAGACAGGUCCUUCCUCCCCUUGGACUACUGGGAGAGUCUCCAUCUCCAGUUCCUCUGCCUCCCCCAGGACCCAGACCACAACUGCCACGCCAGGCUUGCCCAGCGCCCCUCCCUCUCCCCCCUUGGUGACCUCCCACAUGUGGACCACCGCGGCAAUCUCCAGCAGCCUGCCACACUUCAGCGUGUCCACCGCAUCCCCCUCCAUCCUCACUACCCCUGGGCCCACCGCCUUUCCCAGCCCGCUCAUCUCCACCACAGCCUGCCUCUGCCGGGCGUUUGGACAGCUCUUCUCACCUGGAGAUGUGAUCUACAAUAAGACAGACAGUGCCGGGUGCCAGUUCUACGCCAUCUGCAACCAGCGCUGUGACAUUGACCGCUUCCAGGGCAGCUGCCCCACCUCCUCACCCCCAGAGACCUCAGUGACCCUGAACUCCCCAGUUCCCGGCUGCGAUCUCAUCGACCCUCCCCGACAGGUGAACGAGUCCUGGACCCUGGCGAACUGCACGGUGGCCAGGUGUGAGGGCGAGAACCACAUUGUCCUGCUGGAGCCGAAGCCUGUGGCCAACAUCACCUGUGUGAAUGGGCACCUGCCCGUCAAACUGUGGAGCGAGAACGAGCGCUGCACCUACCGCCUGGAGUGCGAGUGCUCCUGCAGCGGCUGGGGGCACUCGCACUACAAGACCUUCGACGGCACCUCCUACUCCUUCGGGGACAACUGCACCCACGUGCUCAUGAGGGAGAUCCGCCCGCUGUAUGGGAACCUCAGCAUCUACAUCAACAACUACUACUGUGGGGCCACUGCAGCCACCACCCACUGCCCCCGCGCCCUUAUCAUCCACUACAAGUCCAUGGAGAUCAUCCUCACCACCACCACAGGCACUGACGGGCAGGAGCAGAGCCUGAUCCUGUUUGACCAAAGGCGGGUGAGUGAGGUCUUCAGCAAGAAUGGUGUGAACGUGUCGGUGACAGGGACCACCAUGAUGCACAUCGACAUUUCUGCCAUCCUCGUGAGCAUCUCCUUCGACGGGCACAUCUUCCAGGCCCGGCUCUCCUACAGCCACUUCAGCCACAACACCGAGGGCCUGUGUGGCACCUGCACCAACAGCCAAACUGAUGACUGCCGCCGGCCAGAUGGCACCAUGGCCCCCACCUGCAAGGACAUGGCCAGCUCCUGGCUGGUCCCCGACAGCAGCAAGGAGGGCUGCCAGGCACCACCUCCAACCACCAGCCCCCUGCCUCACACCCCCACCACGCCUACCUCCCCUCCUUGCGCCCCAGCACCCCUCUGCAAGCUGCUGCUGAGCCAGGUCUUCGCCGAGUGCCACAGUCUCAUCCCGCCCGGCCCGUUCUUCAGCACCUGUGUCAGCGACGGCUGCCAGACCAGCCACCCCAACGUGUCCUGCCAGAGCCUGGAGGCCUACGCGGCGCUCUGCCACGCUCGGGGCGUGUGCAGCAACUGGCGCAAUGCCACUGCCGGGCUGUGCGAGCUCACCUGCCCACCCACCAAGGUGUACAAGUCAUGUGGCCCCGUGCAGCCCGAGGCCUGCAACUCCAGGAGCCAGAGCCCAGUGCGCAAGGGGCUGGCAGAGGGCUGCUUCUGUCCUGAUGGCCACAUCCUCUUCAACUCCUACACGGACAUCUGUGUGCCCCAGUGCCCCUGCGUGGGACCAGAUGGGUUUCCCAAAUUUCCCGGAGAGCGGUGGGUCAGCAACUGCCAGGCCUGCGUGUGCGACGAGGACUCUGUGUCGGUGCAGUGUGUCCCUGUGCAGUGCAAGGCCCAGGACCAGCCCCUGGAGUGCGGCCGGGCUGGCUUCCUGACCAUCACCAGGCCCCUGGCGGACAACCCGUGCUGCCAGGAGACGCUGUGCAUCUGCAACGUGACCACCUGCCCCCAGAGCCCACUCACGUGUGGGCCAGGAUUGGAGCUGACCCUCACACAGAGGGAGGGCGACUGCUGCCCCACCUUCCUUUGCAAACCUAAGCUGUGCACCUACAACGGCACCUUCUAUGGGGUCGGUGCAACCUUCCCAGGGGUCACGCCCUGCCACAAAUGCGCCUGCCUAUCCGUGGACACGGGGAACCUGACUGUGCAGUGUGAGGAGAACACCUGCAACACCACCUGCCCCCAGGGCUUCGAGUACUCAGAGGUGGCCGGGCAGUGCUGUGGGGAGUGCGUGCAGACAGCCUGCCUCACACCCAGCGGUGGGCUGGUCCAGCCCAACGAGACCUGGGUCAACAGCCCCGUGGACAACUGCACUGAGUACCACUGCCAGGCUGAGAAUGGGCUCCUCGUGCUGACACCUAGGCCCGUGUCCUGCCCCAUCGUGUCCAGCUGCAGGGGCGUCCUCCAGAAACGCGGCUGCUGCUACUCCUGCGAGGAGGAUUCCUGCCGGGUCCGCGUUCAAAGAAAGGCGCUGCGGCUCGGGGACUGCGUCAGCCCGGCGCUCGUCAACGUCCCCUUCUGCGAGGGUUCCUGCCUGGGCGUGUCCGUGUACUCCCUGGAGGCCCAGGCCAUGCAGCACGAGUGCACCUGCUGCCAGGAGAAGAGGGCCCACCAGGAGGUGGUGACCCUGCAGUGUCCCGAUGGGACAACCAUCCAGUACACCUACAUCCACGUGGACGCGUGCAGCUGCACCCCGGGCUGCGCCCCCUCACCCGAGGCUCCAGAGGACAGCACCCCCAUCCUCCUGCUCUAGGAGGCCACCACUGCCGGUCGUCAUUCUGCCCCCGUCCCACACGCCCUCCGCGUCUGGAGGCAGAACAUGCCCAGCCCAAGCACGGAAACCUGGGGCCGGCGGGGAGGGUCUGCUUGAGGACGGCACCCGGCGGGGCCCUGCCCCUGGAGCCCCUCUGGCCCGUCUUGGUCACCCGCCCGGCCAUCAGGGCCUGCCCCUCAGUGGAAACACAAAUACCCAUUCCACCCAGACUCACCCCUUCCUGGUGUCAGAGAGCAGCCUGGAGCAAAACCACACAUCCACCACUGCGCAGCUCCCCAGUGCGGGCCUGGGUGCCCCCAUCUCUCCUCGAAGCCCCGUGGGGCACAGAGUCCCGCAGCAGACUGAGGACUGAGGCCUGUCCAGGCAAGGCUGGCUGCCUCCAAGAGGUGGUGUCACAUAGGGUGGCUGCCUGCCCAUGACCUGGACCUGAAGCUGUGACAGCUGAGGGGCAGGUGGGGAGGGGUGGGCACCACACAGCACCCCCUCCACCCACCCAGUUUCAAUCUUGCAAAUAAAUGCUGAGCACUGUGCACAA